Caenorhabditis elegans is the source of this 2012-nucleotide messenger RNA. RefSeq names its product Tr-type G domain-containing protein (gene hbs-1). Gene Ontology annotation, molecular function: GTP binding; GTPase activity. Gene Ontology annotation, cellular component: cytoplasm. Lineage: Eukaryota; Metazoa; Nematoda; Chromadorea; Rhabditida; Rhabditidae. The transcript has 12 exons. Bases 9 to 1841 code for a protein of 610 amino acids. The record is from RefSeq and is marked reviewed.
UUCUUCAGAUGUCCCGCCACCGUGCUAUUCGAAAUUUAAAUUUAGAAGAUGAAAUGGACGACGAUUAUGACGACGAUUACGACGAUUAUGAAGAUGAGGAGAACCCGGAAAAGCAAUAUACAUAUGAUCGUAAUUCAUUAUCCACAAACUACUAUACAUAUCUGACAGAUAGUGGUCGCAAUUCACCAGCUCUUCCUGCUCCACAUCCUGGUAUUCCAUCAUCAUCGUAUCAUCCACCUGUAUCAACUCCAACACCUACUGCAGCUCCAACAACUUCCCUAUCUUCUACUAUUGUACGAAAUAUGACAGCUCCAUUGCUCCAUCAAAAUCAAAAACCACCGAAGAAUCUUAAUAGUCGACCGAGUACACCACAAACGUCUAGCAAUUUGAAUACUCCAAAAAGAACGCCGCAAGUUAAAAAUCUUCAAGCAGAAUCAACAACUCCAACUGUGAGCCGCCCAUCUUCUGAAGUCGAUUUAACAUCAUUUCGACGCAAUCAACUGCAGAACAUCGCGAAAGCUCCGUCAGUUGCCCGAAAAACACCAAAACCAAGAGUUGCUGAUAAAGAUUUAAUUAACUUGAUUGUCGUUGGACAUGUCGAUGCAGGAAAAAGUACUCUCAUGGGUCAUUUACUUCAUGAUCUUGAAGUGGUAGAUAGCCGUACAAUCGACAAAUUCAAACAUGAAGCGGCUAGAAAUGGCAAAGCUUCUUUCGCGUAUGCCUGGGUACUUGAUGAAACGGAAGAGGAACGUGAGCGCGGAGUUACCAUGGACAUUGGAAGAACAAGCUUCGAAACUUCACAUCGACGAAUCGUGCUUCUCGAUGCUCCAGGACAUAAAGAUUUUAUUUCAAAUAUGAUCACAGGAACGUCACAAGCUGAUGCAGCCAUCCUUGUUGUGAAUGCGACCACCGGAGAAUUUGAAACAGGAUUUGAAAACGGAGGACAGACGAAAGAACAUGCCUUACUGCUCAGAAGUUUAGGAGUAACACAACUUAUUGUGGCUGUGAAUAAACUGGAUACGGUAGAUUGGUCCCAAGAUCGAUUCGAUGAAAUCAAAAAUAAUCUCUCCGUGUUUUUAACUCGUCAGGCUGGCUUUUCUAAACCAAAGUUCGUUCCAGUUUCUGGUUUUACUGGAGAGAAUUUAAUAAAACGAAUGGAAUUAGAUUGGUACGAUGGUCCAUGUUUAUUAGAGUUAAUUGACAGUUUCGUAGCACCGCAACCACCUUCUGAUGGACCACUACGAAUUGGAAUCAGUGAUGUUUUGAAGGUUGCAUCGAAUCAACUUGUCGUUAGUGGUAAAAUUGAGUCAGGAGAAGUGGAAAAAGAUGAUAAAGUAUAUAUAAUGUCAAGUGUUACUGCAGCUACUGUGAAAGAAUGCGCAAAUAAUGACGGUUCAAGGCACUGCUUUGCUGGAGAUUAUAUUCUAUUGACUCUUCAAGGCACAUUUGAACCUGAAUCCAUUCAAACAGGCUCUGUUGUUGUACGUGCUGGUCCAGAUACUCUGAUUCCAUCGAAAAAGUUUGAAGUUCGAUUGGUUGCCUUUGAAAUUGCUAUGCCUAUUAUCAAGGGUGCCAAAGCCGAGUUAUAUGCACAUUCUUUGUGUGUUCCAUGUACUUUCACCAAUCUUCUGUAUACAAUCAACAAAUCAAAUGGAGAAAUAUUAAAAAAAGGACCGAGAUUUAUUGCUAAAGGAGCGUCGGCAGUUGUUGAAAUCGAAACUGAAUAUGAUAUCGCAAUUGAAACAUUCACAAGUUGCCGAGCUCUUGGACGAGUCACUUUUCGAGCUGGUGGAAACACAAUUGCAGCUGGAAUUGUCGAGAAAGUGAUCACUCCACAAUAAAUAUAUGUUUAUUGCUUUCCAGUCACAAAUAGUUUGCUCUUUUUAUUUCUAUUUCUCAUUAGUUAAUAUCAAUUCUAUUCCUUUGUGAUUCCACUGUUUUUUUUUCAUUUGAUGUACCAAUUUCUAUGGCCUUUCUUUUUAAGUAUGUGCUAAUAAAUUUAAUGUUCAACU